Molecule: messenger RNA, 2708 nt
Organism: Epinephelus lanceolatus (giant grouper)
Lineage: Eukaryota; Metazoa; Chordata; Actinopteri; Perciformes; Serranidae
Gene: spina
Product: spindlin a
Biological process (GO): gamete generation
Source: RefSeq, a predicted model, not a curated record
CGCUCCGUGGUGAGAUGGCUGUGGAGUCUCUGCUGGUUCCUGUGAAGUCGAAACGGGCUCUGUGGACAGACAGCAGGAGGCAAGAAAACGCGCCGCAGUCCGCUUCCUCCUCCAUUUUUAUAAAAUAAUAACGGUUUGGUUUCUGCAGAUGAGCAGCCUGAAUCCUGAAAACCGGGAAAGCUGUUGAACAUCUAAUCAGCCCUCCUGACCACUGGAGACUGGUCCUCAGACAGGUUUGUGUUGCAGCUGUGUGGCCGGGCAGCCUGGCUGCCUCCCUGCCUCCAGAUGAAUGAAGAGCACUCCAGGACACAGAGACACAGCUGAUGCAGGGCAUGCAGGUGUUUCUGCAAAUAUGAUGAAGAAAAAGAAUCCCCAUAAGAAACAUAAGAGCAGUCUGGGUCCGACCACCAAAGUUCUGUCACAGCCACGACGCAACAUCGUCGGCUGCCGGAUCCAACACGUCUGGAAGGAAGGAGGAGGACACGUGAUCUGGAAAGGGACAGUGCUGGACCAGGUGCCAGUGAACCCGUCUCUCUAUCUGAUAAAGUACGAUGGUUUCGACUGCGUUUAUGGUCUGGAGCUUCACAAAGAUGAGAGGGUUCAGGGACUGGAAGUGCUCCCUGACAGACUGGCUAAAUCCCGUCUAACGGACGUCAACCUAGCGGACACCAUGAUCGGUAAAGCAGUGGAGCACAUGUUUGAGACAGAGGAGGGUCCAAAGGAGGAGUGGAGGGGGAUGGUGCUGGCUCGGGCUCCUAUCAUGACCACCUGGUUCUACAUCACCUACGAGAAAGACCCGGUACUCUACAUGUACCAGCUGCUGGACGACUACAAAGAGGGAGACCUUCGCAUCAUGCCUGACUCAAAUGACAGCGUCCCGACGGAGAGGGAACCUGGCGAGGUGGUGGACAGCCUGGUGGGUAAACAGGUGGAGUAUGCCAAAGAGGAUGGCGGCAAACGAACGGGCAUGGUGAUCCACCAGGUGGAGGCUAAGCCCUCCGUCUACUUCAUCAAGUUCGACGACGACUUCCUCAUUUACGUCUACGACCUGGUCAAAACUUCAUAAGACUUUGCGGAUGCCCCUCCUGCGUGACAGAAACAAAAUGCAGCACAUGUUGAAGCAUUUGAUCCAGCGCUUGUUCUUCAGACCAUCAAAGACAAAAAUAAAGACUGAAGAAAAAGAAUUCUCACAAUGGACGGAUUGGGAACAAUUAAGAUGGAAAAAAAACAGCUUGGUGAAAUUGAAGACUCAUCUGUGACCAUUGUAGAUCCCUCAAAUAUAUGAAAAAAGGUCAUGGUUUUGCAUCAUUUAAAGGUCCAAAACUUUCCAAAUGCACCAUAAUACCCUUCUGAAAACAUCAGAGACCUCCAAAAAAAUCUGUUUUACUCUAGAAGAAAUUUUCAAAAGGACACCGCCUUCUGUUGAAGCGAGACUGAGUCUUUUUAGAAUCUGACCUCCUAUACAAAAAUUAGCCUAACUCUCAAAACCUUUCCCAAGAAACUAAACCGUCAAAUUCAUUUUCAGUGUCUGACACCAUGACAAAAUUGAAAGUCGUCAAAGAUUUCUGGCCACAGAAAAAUGAGCGGCAAAGAAGUGAAGUCUAGAACUGGUUGUGGAAAGGGCUUCAAAAAGGAAGACGAGACGAAGGAGAAUUCUCGGACUGAAUAGUGUCGUUGAAGGUCCAUCGUCUUCGACAUCUGUCUCAUGCAGCAAGGACUGGCAAUAGUACGGAAGCCCAUUUCUGCCAGGAAAAGAGAAGCAGAUGGGUAAUAAUAAGGCUGGACAUCACUGCUGAUUUCCCAAUUCGAUUCGAUUCAAUAAUGAUUCCAUUAGGUAGGUUCAUUACAACAAUGCAGAUGCCUUCUCCAGUGGUGGGGUUUGUUUCGGAUCCGACGUUUUGCAAAUUGCCCAUCUUGUUGAUGUCUUGUUAAAUGGCUUCCAAGUCUUGUGGUACUUCCACAACUAUAUUUCGUUGCAAUUUUGCACAUCUUACGUACGGCUUUUGUCCAGCUCUUCUUUGUGUUCAUUAAAUCCUAAAUGCAACCAGACAUCUCCCUUUAGGCUCAGUGGUGCCGUCGAUGGAGCAGGUCCCGACAUGUAUUGAUUCAGCUGAGGUUCAGUAGUCCCUUUCAUAGUCAGAUCUCUUGGGGUGAAGAACCAAAAGCUAAUAAGACCAAUCAGGCGAAAGGUCAUGGAUCCAUUGGAAAAGUCAUAUAUGAAAAGCUCGAUCUUGGGAGUUUUGAAUCGAUCUGGAUUGUUCAAUUGAAGAUUGAUGUGAAUCAGAGAGAUUUUUUUCCCAACCCAGUUGGAGUUAGCAAUGAUAGAAUCAAAAAUAGUCAUUGUAAGUUGAAAUGAUGAGAUAUUAAGUCAAAAUUUUGUUUAAAUCAAAAUUAGGACAUAUCAAGUAAUGUCAACAUAGUAUCUCCUAAUUUAACAUAAUUUUGACUACUUAGACAUUGGAAUUUGAUUUGGUAAAGGAAUAAAAACAAAAUUAGUCACUAGUAAGUCAAAAUUAUGACAUGCUAAUUCAUUUUAACAUAUUGUCUGCUAAUUUAAUAUAGUUUUCACUAAUUAGAACACAUAAUUUGAUUUGGUAUAUGAAUGAAAAAACAAAAAUAGUCAUAUUAAGUCCAAAUUAAAUGAUACUUUGUCAAAAUGGAUAUUCUUAAUCAAAAUUAAGACAUACCGAGUAAUUUUUACUUGCCAU